Molecule: messenger RNA, 4419 nt
Organism: Acipenser ruthenus (sterlet)
Lineage: Eukaryota; Metazoa; Chordata; Actinopteri; Acipenseriformes; Acipenseridae
Product: epsin-1-like
Exons: 11
Coding region: 690-2591 (633 amino acids)
Biological process (GO): endocytosis
Cellular component (GO): clathrin vesicle coat; endosome; plasma membrane
Molecular function (GO): phospholipid binding; clathrin binding
Source: RefSeq, a predicted model, not a curated record
CGAUCCCGGAAGCGGAAACGGGGUGCCAUCUUGUUCCUGUUUCACAGUGUUUCUGGAGGAAAGGGUCAGAAUCUGAGAGACGAGAAAUCUCGGGAUACAUCAGAAUUAAACUCGGUGGAAAAAAAAAAACUUAAAAAACACCCAAAUAUCGGCUUGAUCUGUUCAUCCAGCGGGGAGAUGGCGGCCCGGUGCAGCUGAGAGCCGGGAGGGAUGGUCUCUCUGACUCGAUGUCUCCAGGGUGCCACUCAAACAACGUGAGAAAAAGAAAGAGCGAAACAGCCCUCCGGUAAAUCAAUUGCGAGUCACAAACCAGGCUGACCGCUGUGGAGAGAACGACAGAGCGAAGAGAACAAGAGGAACGGCCCGCAGUACAGGUGGAACGAGAGGGAGCGAGAGAGGGAAUACAAGGGGAACACACGAGAAACUGAGAGAAGAGAAGGAAACUAAAACAGAACAGAGAAGAAGAAAGGAAAUCUUCAGAAAGGACCAACAUUAGCCAUAGAUACUAACUGAAGAAGUAUUUUAAUAUAUUUAUUUACACAGAGAGAGACACACAGAGAGACACACACACACACACAGAUAGACAGACACACACAGAGACACAGAGACGCUCAGACAGACAGUCACCCCCUCUCUCUCACUCCUCUGUGUGUGUGUAACCCCCCUCGCUCCCCCCUCUCCUCGUUGCCAUGUCGACCUCCUCGCUGCGACGGCAGGUCAAGAACAUCGUCCACAACUACUCUGAGGCAGAGAUCAAGGUCCGUGAAGCCACCUCGAAUGACCCAUGGGGUCCGUCCAGCUCUCUCAUGUCCGAGAUCGCUGACCUCACCUACAACGUGGUGGCCUUCUCCGAGAUCAUGAGCAUGGUGUGGAAGAGACUGAACGACCAUGGCAAAAACUGGAGACACGUGUACAAGGCGAUGACUCUGAUGGAGUACCUCAUUAAGACUGGGUCGGAGCGCGUGGCUCAACAGUGCAGGGAGAAUAUCUACGCGGUGCAGACGCUGAAGGACUUCCAGUACAUCGACCGGGACGGGAAGGACCAGGGUGUGAACGUGCGCGAGAAAGCAAAGCAACUCGUAACGUUGCUGAAGGACGAGGAGAGGCUGAAAGAGGAGAGAGUGCACGCCCUGAAAACCAAGGAGAAGAUGGCAUCCUCUGCGCCGACGCUGUCCGGAGUCAGCGCGAGUGCCCCGUUGGCAGGGGGCGUGUCUGGAGGAGGGGGCGUGGCCGGGGGCGUGCCCGGAGACCCAGAGCAGGCGUGGCCUCAGAGCAGUGGAGAGGAAGAUCUGCAGCUUCAACUAGCACUGGCCAUGAGCAAAGAGGAGGCAGAACAGUUGUCGGCUCCGCCCCCUCGGACGGACGAUGAGCUGCAGUUGCGAGUGGCUCUCAGUUUGAGUCGCGAGGAGCAUGACAAGGAGGAGCGUUUGAGACGAGGUGAUGAUCUUCGUCUGCAGAUGGCCUUGGAGGAGAGCAAGAGAGAGAAAGCCAAGCCUGAGGAGUCCUCUCUGAUGGACCUGGCCAAUGUUUUCCCCGCCUCUGCAACCUCUGUGAGCCCAGCUGACCCCUGGGGGGGCGGAGCCACUCAGAGCCAGGCCAGCACGGACCCCUGGGGCUCCGGAGGGGUCGCGAUCUCUGCUGCUGACCCUUGGGGGUCGGGGGGUCAGCCGGUCCCAGCCAGCCACGCCCCCGCGACCUCCACUGACCCUUGGGGCGAGAGCGGGGGGGCUGUCAGCAAGGGGGACCCCUGGAGCUCCACAGCCGUGACCCCUCCUCCUCCCAGCUUGGACCCCUGGGGUACCCCCGCGAGCCCCCCCCAGAGAGACCCCUGGAGCUCAGAGACGCCCCCCAGUUCCGAUCCUUGGGGGGGUAGAGAGGGGCUGCAGCACAGCAACGGGACUGCAGACUCUGACCUGGGUGAGGCUCCGCCCCCUCUCUCCCUUUCUCCGGACUCGUUCGAUUUCUCCUCCAUCGGCUCCUCUCUCCCUCCCUCGGUCCCUGCCCGGAAAACUCCGGAGUCCUUCCUGGGUCCCAACGCCUCGCUGGUGGAUCUUGACUCGCUCGUCUCCCAGAAACCCAAAACCAGUGUGACCAGUGCUCCCAGUGCAGUCUCCGCUCCGGCCUCCAACCCAUUCCUCAACACUGGUGUCUCUACCAGCACCACCCCCCUUCCUUCCUCCCGAGGGGUCUCCCCCAACCCCUUCUCCUCCUCGCCCCCUCCCCCCUCCUCAUCCUCUCUCAACCUGAGCCAGUUAUCCCAGUUCAACCAGCAGCAGCAGCAACAGCUCCGCACCAGUCCCUUGCCUCCCCCCCUCUCCAUGGGAAUGGUUCAGCCUGGGGCCCCCCCUCUCUCCAUGGGAAUGGUUCAGCCCGGGGUUCCCCCUCUCUCUAUGGGAAUGGUUCAGCCUGGGUUCCCCUAUCCCACUGUCUCACCCCUAGGGGGUCCCGGGGGCCCCAUUCUGAUCGGGGCCCCUCAUAUGAUGAUGGGAAUGCCAGUGGGCCUGCCCCCUCCCAGUAUGACCAGUCUGCCCAGUAACAACCAGACCAGCACAGGAGGAGGAGCCAGCAGCACCAACCCAUUCCUGCUGUGAGAGGGAGAGGGACUCAUGUUUAAAAUCAUUCUCCUGCAAUGUAACGUUCGGUCUCUAUUUAGGGUUCUGAACCCAGGUUAUUGUCUUUACACUCGAUUGCACUGAAUUCAGAAACACAAGAAAUUCAGCGACUAGCGUUUCCACUGCAAGUCUUUCUCAGUGUCGUCAGUGGAAACGUUAGUCAUUGAAUUCACACUGAAGACACUCAGAAAGCCUUGUAGUGAAAACGUUAGUCAUUGAAUUGAUUAGUUACGUUUGUUUCAGUGUUGUAUAAAUUCAGUUCGAUCGAGUGUUUAAUAGUUCUAGAUGGAAUAAGAGUCUGGAUGAUUCAAUAUAGUGUGCAGUGUGCUGAAUGAAAUGCAACACAGGAGAUAACGGGGUGUGUGUGUCUGUCCCUCCGUGUGUGUGUGUGUGUGUGUCUGUCUGUCUGUCUCCCUGUGUGUGUGUCUGUCUGUCUCCCUGUGUGUGUGUGUGUCUGUGUGUGUGUGUGUGUGUCUGUCUGUCUCCCUGUGUGUGUGUGUGUGUGUGUCUGUCUGUCUGUCUGUCUCCCUGUGUGUGUGUGUGUCUGUGUGUGUGUGUGUCUGUUUGCCUGUGUAUCAGUGUGUGUGCGCGUCUCCCUCCCUGUGUGUGUGUGUGUGUGUGUCUGUCUGUCUGUCUGUCUCCCUCCCUGUGUGUGUGUGUCUGUUUGCCUGUGUAUCAGUGUGUGUGUGCGCGUCUCCCUCCCUGUGUGUGUGUGUGUGUGUGUCUGUCUGUCUGUAAGUGUGUGUGUGUCUGUCUGUCUGUCAGUGUGUCUGUCUGCCUGUGUGUGUGUGUAUGUGUCUGUCUGUCAGUGUGUCUGUCUGCCUGUCAACAGACUGUUUGAGAAACUCCUCCACACUGUACAUAACAAAUCAGAGCAUUACUGUCCCCCCUCCCCCCUCCUCUCUCUCUCUCUCUCUAGUUUCAGUAAGCUCUGAGUUGCCUCCUCAUCUCCCUGCCUGCUGUGCUGCCAAACUCUCUAAUACAACCUUUUCAAAACGCAUUCGGUCUCCCCAUCGCAUUUUACUCAAUUCCAGUUGUGAGCAGACGCCUCUACAGCCUGUCAGACAGGUGUGCCACUGGCUGUUAAAGUGUACGAGGGCGAUUUUAAAAUGAUCAUUCAAACCACAACGAGCAUGCGAGAAACGUGUUCACUGAAGUGUUACCCCACAUUCUCAACUCUCCUGUCAUCCCAGUGUUGGUCCAUCUGGGAAUUGCUCCCAGAAGAAGUGUGUCUAUUUUUAUUUGUAUUCUGGGGGGGGGGAGGGGUCUUGAUUACCCACAACCCCCUGCUCUCCCUGUAUGUCUUUCUGUGUGUCGUGAUCGUUGCUGUUUUCUGAAUCUUUGUGCAAAAAAAAAUGAAUUUAAAAUAAAAGGAAUAUAUAGCUGAGAAAAUAAACUGUAAAUAUGAGCUCAAUUAAACAAAUAAUAUUGAUACUAGAAAGGGGAGAGGAGAACGGGGUUUGCCAAAACUGAUCAAAUUAAAACAAGAAAAGAAAAAAAAAAUCACACUGUUUCUUUUAACUUCGUUUAAAAUACUGUUUGGGUGAAAACAAGAAAAUUAAUGAGAGAGUGGCGCCAUCUGCUGGACAUCUCCACGCAUUGCACAUAAAUUAUUGCUUUUAUUUUUUUUAUUAUUUUGAAUGGUUUCUUGUUGCUGUAGUUGUUUUUUUUUUUUUUUUGGCAAACUGUUUUCUCCAGGAUGGAAGUAUUGGGUUAUUAAGAGACACUAUGAAAUGUUUUUAAACGUCUAAAAUGAAAACAAACAAAAAGGAUUAUUAAAUCAAUAAAAAUAAUAAUAAUAAUCAAA